Messenger RNA from Thyridium curvatum, 471 nucleotides. RefSeq lists its product as uncharacterized. The coding region runs from base 1 to 471 and encodes 156 amino acids. The record is from RefSeq and is a predicted model, not a curated record. NCBI's taxonomy places the organism in Eukaryota, Fungi, Ascomycota, Sordariomycetes, Thyridiales, Thyridiaceae. The transcript has 3 exons.
AUGACUGACGAGGAGCUCGACCGUGACUGGAAGCCCAAUGGCCGCCGACCGCAGUCAACAAUUGCGCGGUCCUUCUCCGCAGAGCUGAUGGACAUUUUCCGCAUCGAGAACAGUGUGGCCGACUUGGAUGAGCAAGUGGACAAGCGGAAGCAGACCCUGAACAACCAGACAACCGAGCUACAGGCCCUCGAGGCGCGCAUCAAGGAGAUGGAGGCACGGCUCAAGACCCAGGGCAAGGACCGGCCAAGCGGCUCCGACCAGCAGCAGAAAUCUCCCGCCACCAGCCCACGACACCAGCGUGCGCCCCUGAGCAACGCUUUUGGCGAGCAGCCCCCUCCGCCCGUGGAGAAGGACCUCCCUCUGCGGGGCGACCAGAAGUACGGCGGCAGCAGGCCCGGCACGGCGAGAGCCAGCCAACAGGCGGUGCCGGGGGCCCUGCCGCCCACCCCGACCGCCAGUGAAGGUGAAUAG